AUGCAAACACCACUCAACAUUAACGUAGUCAAAUCGUUGGGUCUAGGAAAAGUCUAUAAAGGACACUCUAAAGAAAUAAAUGGAAUGGAUUUCUUUAGAGAUGGAAAAUCACUUUUAUGUUCAUCCGAUGAUGAUAAUAUUACAUGGUUUGAUUGUACAACUCUUACUCCGAAGAGUGAACCUUCUAAAACAAUACCCAGCAAAAAGUAUGGAUGUAGUCUAGUUAAAUUUACACACUCUGAAGAUGCUUGUAUUCAUGCUUCUAACAAGGAAGGAUUAAAUGAUGAUAUAAGAUAUUUAAAUAUACAUAAUGGAAAUUUUCUCAGAUACUUUAAAGGACAUACAAAGAAGGUUGUCUCCUUGUCCAUGUGUCCUAUUGAUGAUGGUUUUGCAUCAACAUCACUUGAUAAUACUUUACGAUUGUGGGAUUUGAGAAAAUCAUCGGAAACACACAAAUGUGCAUUUACAGGAAAACCUGUUACUGCCUAUGAUCCUAAAGGAUUGGUACUGGCAGUUACUACACCGCCUGGUGUUAUCAAAUUAUAUGAUGUCAGAAAUUUGGACUCGCCAUUUUCCACUUUUGCUCUCACUUUUCAAGAAACUCCAGAUUAUUCUUCCAUGCUUUUUUCACCAGAUGGAAAUUAUAUUACAGUUGUUUCAUCAGAUUCUAUAUCGCUAAUUGAUGCUUUCAAUGGAAAGGAAUUAUUCAGAAAGACCAAUGAUGAAAUUAGAAUUUCUCAAACUGGUGCUUCAUUCUCACCAAAUAGCGAAUUUUUAUUUGUUGGAACAGAAGAUGGACGACUGCUCACAAUUGAAACUAGUUCAGGAAAAUUCUGUCACUCAUUCACAAACACAGAUUUCAGACACAGCGGUGAAGUGAGUGCUUGUUUCAAUCCACAAUAUUGUAUGUUAGUGAGUGCUUGUCAAGCUGUUUGUUUCUGGGUUCCAUCCAUGUAA
Messenger RNA from Naegleria gruberi, 957 nucleotides. RefSeq lists its product as uncharacterized. Gene Ontology annotation, molecular function: chromatin binding; protein binding. The transcript is spliced from 2 exons. Lineage: Eukaryota; Heterolobosea; Eutetramitea; Acrasida; Naegleriidae. The record is from RefSeq and is a predicted model, not a curated record. Gene Ontology annotation, cellular component: Set1C/COMPASS complex. Bases 1 to 957 code for a protein of 318 amino acids.